Klebsormidium nitens is the source of this 1996-nucleotide messenger RNA. The record is from the annotation of a GenBank genome assembly. NCBI's taxonomy places the organism in Eukaryota, Viridiplantae, Streptophyta, Klebsormidiophyceae, Klebsormidiales, Klebsormidiaceae.
CUCGGGAAUCGGAACCCAGCUGAGCUAGGCUGGCUGGUGGCAGCUAGAGACAGCAUGCUUCAUGAAGGUUUGGAAAGAUCAAUCUCUGAGUCCAUGGUCGCAGCGUUCUGCUUGCUUGCUUUGCGUUCCCCUAGCUCUAUCUUUGUCCGAAUAGCGUUAGCUGGCAGCAGUUGGUCAGCUUGGUUGUUCUAACAGAUCCUGCAUGAAAAAUCAGCUACAUUUCUUGCCGAAAGAAUCGGAAUUUGAUUAUCGGAGGGCAAAGCCAGCUGUGAUCAGAAAUAGUAGUAGAGAUCCCUGCACAAUUGUACGACAUUGCAGCCAAAAUGGUUAUUUGUGCACUUAGUGCAUCUCAAGUCCCUGUCAUAAGCCUAGCAGACGGCCAAACGAAAGCUAGCGUCGCUGCAGCAAUUAGGGAGGCUUGCACCAACCUUGGCUUCUUUUAUGUCAGCGAUCAUGGAGUUGACGAGAGCCUCGUGCAAGCGGCAUUUGAGCAAUGCUGCUUGUUCUUCAAUCUGCCUGAGGAGAAAAAGCGAAAGUGCUUGCAAGACUCAAACAAUCGAGGGUACACACCGCUGGCGGAACAGAUGCUUGAUGCGUCGAGACAAACUAGAGGGGAUACAAAAGAAGGGUACUACAUGGGACGGGAGGUUCCGCUGGACCAUCCAGAUGCCAGCAAGCCCCUUCAUGGGCCCAACGUUUGGCCUGACCCAGCCCUCCUUCCGGACUGGCGGCCCACCAUGGAGCGCUAUCAGGCCGCCAUGAUCCAGCUCGCUUUGAAGCUGACGGACUUCAUUGGCUUGGCACUUGGAUUACCAGAGGGCUUCUUCAAAAAGCCCGGCAUGUUUGAUAACCCGAUGACAGUCUUGCGGCUCCUCCAUUACACAGAGGAGAAGUCCGCGCCAGAAGAAGGCGUCUUCGGCGCCGGCGCCCACAGCGACUGGGGAAUGCUGACGCUGCUCAAGACGGACUCUGUUCCGGGCCUCCAAAUCUGCCUGGAGAAAGACGCCGAGAAUCAAACGUGGCUGGACGUACCCCCCGUCGAGGGCGCUUUCAUUGUCAACAUCGGGGACAUGCUCGAGCGGUGGAGCAACGACCUGUUCAGAUCCACACUGCAUCGGGUGGUUGGCCGUGGGCAAGAACGUUUCUCGAUUCCGUUCUUUUUCGAGCCCAACUUCGACUGUCUCGUGGAGUGCCUCCCCCAAUGCUGCAGCCCCUCGAAUCCCGCGAAGUAUCCUCCAGUGACGGUUGGCGAGUAUCUCAUGGGCAAGCUCAAGUCCACACAUGCCGGCUAUAAGGCAUGACGAAGGCUCAAGACCGACGUGUUGAUUGCGGGGUCCACGCAGCAGCGGUUGAAGGACACCAUGAUUGCUAGAAGUUGCUUGUACCGCUUACUUGCCACUCACAGCAAGCAUUCUAUUGUUUUGCGAAGUGGGGCACGGAUGCCUACGCAUGUGUUAUAAAAGUUGCGCCUUUCCGUACAAAGCUAGAUGUAUAGAUGCUAGGGCUAUAGGAGGCUGAAGCAGUUAUGGUUAGUAGUAAGUGUCCAGAACGCCAUGGCACACCGCGAUCAGAAAAAAAAGCACUACUGCCGUUAGCAAGACUUGUAUUUAUGUAUAAGAAAUUAUAGAUCAUGCAAUUAACCGUCAAUCUGAUAGAGAAACAAUGCUCUGGGGGCCGAGCUGGCUUUGAAAGGAAAGGACGACAGUGCGCACUGGAUGCCAUGGUGACGCACGUUGUAUUAGGUAAAUCGAUCCUAGUCGGGCAACUAGCCAGAAUUGCGGACUCACUAGGAAGAAGUUGUGUGAUUCGAAUAUAACCUUAGUAAAGAACCAAGCUCUUGUUCUUCGAUCAAUGGUCAUCAAGAGCCAAUCGCGUGGGACGGAGAUCGAUCUAGGAUGCAAGAAGAUACACCGGUAUCACAAGGAUAGAAUAUAAACGCCCUCUAUGUGUACGCCUAUAAGCAGAAUCAGCAAUUGGCGCGGAUUAAGUACUCGUG